CAGGUUGUUGCUAAGGUUGUUAGCUAGUGAUUUCUCCAACUAGUCGUUUUGCCGUUUUUCAUCUCGAAAUCACAAAGCCCUGCAAACACCGCAUUACUUAAACAACGACGCAUGUAUGCAAGGAUGCAUCUGCAUUUUUAAAACCAAACAGCUUUGCUUUCUGCUCGGGUUAAGCAAACAGCGUCGGACUCCACAACCAACAUACAGGCGCAAAGUCGACGUCUGCUAACUUAGCAUCUUCGUACAGCAGCUGGCAUGUCAACAGUUUGCUGCAGGUUUUCUUACCGCAUCUCGUUGUUUUGGCAUGUCGUGGACUUAAACCGGUAUCGUUAAUGUCGAUGUAAAGUUAGCAAAUGUAGCUUUGCUUCAGAAAUCUGAGGCUCUAGAUACACGGGGCGAACAAGGUGGCAAAAUGAAACUGCAGAGAUUAACGACAGGAAGAUGUUUGUAACUUACCAUAGAUAACUACAACAUGGAGGGACAUAGCCUGGUGACUGAAAGGCCUUGCACACCCCUGCUCUUAUGACACCAACAGGGAGAUAUGGGCAUCCUCAGACUGGUAGUCAGAAUCAUGGGUAGGAUCAGUACUUUCCGGUCCUAUCAGUUUGUGCUUCUCCUCGCUGCUGCGCUUGCUGUGGCGGCUUUUUACUACUUCGGCUCAGAGAGGCAAAAUUUCUCAAGCACCACAAAGAGGAUCAAGCUGACCCAGGCCACACACAACACCAACAGAAACGAUGCAGAUUUAACUGUGGACACCAUUCUCUCACACAAAGAUGAAUCUGUGGAGCAUGGAGAGGAACAGCAAGAUCUGGGAGGAGAGAGCGAAGAAUUUAGGCCUGGGAAGGGAGAGAUUGGUGGCUCUGGUGACCAACAUUACCACGCACUCAUGAUGUUCACCAAGGUGGACAAAAGCCGGAGCCUGCAGGACAAGUUCAGAGUGGCAAUGUUGUCAAUGGUGAAGCACGGACAGUUCAUGGAAGGAGAGGUGUUGGUCCUUCAUUUUGUGAGCGAUCCGGCCAGCAAAGAACUGGGAGAAAAGAUGCUGCAGGAAUUUCUCCUUUAUGCAACAUUUAAGUAUGAGGUGUUGUUCCAUGACGUAGUAGAUCUCACACACAAGCUGUUCCCCAUCGUGGAGGCCAUGCAGAAGUACUUCAGUGCCGGCUCUGGUGCUUACUACAGCGACGCCAUUUUCUUCCUGUCUGUUGCCAUGCAUCAAAUCAUGCCUGAAAGUCUGACGCGCAUAGUGCAGCUUGACCUGGAUCUGAAAUACAGGACUAACAUCAGGGACCUUUUCAAAGAAUUUGACCGGUUUCCUCCAGGAGCGGUAAUAGGCAUCACCAGAGAGAUGCAGCCCGUCUACAGACACACCUUCUGGCAGUAUCGUAAGGAGAACCCUCAGACCAGAGUGGGUGAUCCUCCCCCUGAGGGGCUCCCGGGCUUCAACAGCGGAGUAAUGUUAUUGGACCUUGGUGCUAUGAGGGAGUCCGCUCUCUACAACCAACUGUUGAAGCCGAGCAAUGUGGCCAAGCUAGCAGACCAGUAUCGCUUCAGGGGCCACCUUGGGGACCAGGACUUCUUCACCAUGAUCGGCAUGGAGCACCCUGAACUCUUUUACCCCCUGGCCUGUGGGUGGAACCGGCAGCUGUGUACCUGGUGGAGGGAGCACGGGUACGUAGACGUGUUUCAGAUGUAUUAUCGCUGCGAAGGACUGGUCUAUAUCUACCAUGGCAACUGCAACUCCCCUAUCCCAGAUGACUGAUGUAAACACUGGACUGUAAAAGUCUCAAUGACAUUGCAAUAUCGUUCAAAGGAAAUAUGUUCCUGACUUUAAAGACAGUUUCCUAUCUUGACCACUGUGCUGCUGCUGUAGUCGCAGACUCUGCCCCCUGCUGGUCAAGGGGCCACUGAAGGGCCCACCCAUAUUCAACUUCUAAAAAUGUGGUGUUCAACUGUGUCAUUUUAAAAUACAUUUUGACACCCAGCCGAACACAGCCCUGUGUUUCAGGAAUGCAGGAGAUGCAAUAAUUGGGGUGUGUUUCUUCAGGUACAGAGAUAUAUGAUCAAAGAAGUUCAGUACGAGUAACAGAUCUCUUCAUUUACAGCCUAAAGAGAAGAAAUCCGCUGAUCGUGAUGCAAAAUAAUAUACCUGGAAGACGUUGUAGUAAUUUAUUUGGCCAUGCUGAAUGAUUUUGGAUUACAUUGGCAAGAAUGUUCAACUUGUUUGCAGGGGCCCUCUGCUUGGCAUACUGCUGAAUCAAUGCUGGAAUUAUCCUAAUUAAAUAAGGGGUGAGUGUCGGUAUGAAUGAGGCCUAAUGCUUCAUCCAUUGUCAAUGCCAAAAAGUAUUUUGUGCUUCAAUUGAAUGUAUAUUAUUUGAUUUCUGUACAUAUUUUUUUUAAGAAUGUAAAAUACUGCUAUCCAAUACAUUUAGGUGUAAGUAAUUAGAUUUUCUACUAAAUAACAAGGACUUAAUAUUGCUAACAAAGGUUGGAAUGUUAUCUGCAAUAAAUAUAGGGUCAGAAAAUCGUUAUAGCAAAACGAGUCUUGUAUGUUCUUUUUUCCCAGCACCUCAAGCUUUCCAUAUUGGCCCCUUAGGUCCCCUGUGUCAUCUAAUCUGGCACCAUUUACUCUCCUCUGUGGCUAGGAGAGCGGGAGGGAUUUAUUUCACAUCCGUUUGAAUUCAACACACUUCUGUGGGAGACACAGGGGGGGGAAAUCCCAUCAGAGAGUGGAGGAGUGGCCAGGGAGGUAAAGGAUAAAAAGGAUGGCUGUUGGCGCCAUUUAUAUAAAUAUUCAGAAGCCACACACACACACACACACACACACACACACACACACACACACACACUUUUGAAAAAGGAGCGAAGCUGAAUACACUGAGCCAUGCCCGAGUUUUCUUGCUACCCGGAUUCACAGAAAUGUUAACACUCGAUAUUCAUCAGUCAGGCAAUUGUCUGAGGUGGUGCACAUUAACGCACACGUGCACACAGAGGGAAGCAGCUUAAUGGCCUGCACCUUCAGUCGAGUCGAAGGUAGGCUACUGAAGACUCCUGAGAAUUAACAUUAUCCCAAAUCAAUUUGCUUCCCUUGAAUUCACCCUGAAGCAGGUCAAUAUUUUCUCCUGGCUCUUUGAGAACAACAGUCUUUUGUCUCUUUAACUCUAAAAGACAUUGAGUGAGUAAAUACUGAAAAACAACUCACAGUCCCUAAAUGCACUUUACAACUUUAAGACAAACACUUUAUUAUGAAGGUUGAUUAGAUGGUGGUAAAGACCAUUCCAAUGCUUUUGUAAAUGUUGGCCCAUAAUGUAAUAAAUUCAUAUAUUUAGCUUUGGAUAUAUUACCUACUAAUUGCUUCUUAUUUCUUCCAUGACAUUUGAAAAGACAGAUAUUGCUUGCCAUUUGCUAGUGCAUAAUCCUGUGGUGUUGUUGUGGAGCAUUUCAUAGUUAUUUAGAGUGGUGUAUUUGAGGACAGGCACCUGCUAAUUAUAGUUCAAAUGAAAUCCAGGAAAGAAAAUGCAGACUCAGAUGUACUCUCUGAAAGGUUUAAUGAAUCUGGAGUGUUCCUUUUUAAGAUAUUCAGCUACCAAGUCUCAACUCUCCUAUCAUUAUGAGCAUCUUUUGAUUCAGGUAGAUUACGUUGUCCCUGCUUUCAACUGCUCUACCAAUGUGACAAAGCAAUGCAAUUAACAAUUCAAUGGGAUGGAUAACAAUUUUAAAAAUGAUGGUCUUAAAUUACAAUUCCCUUUUGAAAAGCUGACUUUCAAAGCAUAUUGUAAAGAACCAAAACCACUGGAGAAAGAGAGACGGGAAACUAAUCUCAAAUGUGCGUUGAUCUGGUGGUACCAUCCUUUCUGGGUAUCCUUGUGCUGUUCAACUGUUCAAUCACUAUUUUGUAAACACUUUGUGGGACCAUAACAGGACAUUAAAUUCCUAACGAAAGUGGCUGUAAAGUUUCCUGGAAAUAUCUUAGUAAGGUAUUUACUAAUAAUAGGGGAAAUAAACGUUUCCGUGAACAGGCUGCGCUAUUUAUAAAGAAAGUCAAUAUUUACUCAUUUAUCAUUCAUCAUUCAUCACUCCAGUACAACGAUUCAGUGUGAAAAAGGAUGAAUGUGCAAUUACAUUUAAAAGGGCUAACAGAUGUUUGCACAUCAGCGUGAUUAUUGUUAAUGUUCCAUACCUCACUUAGCAACCAUUUGACUGAUUAGAAAGCUGCUGUGACAUGAAGCCAAACAUUUGGUAUGUGCUUUUUAAAAUAAUGUUUCAACUCAACAACCUUUCAUGUAUGCGCUUCCUGUGACACAGUAAACAGUAAACUUCCUGGCAAGUUCUGAUGUUUGUCUUUACAUUGUUUCCCAAUUUUGGAUUUUUUUUUUUUUUUGUGUCUGAUCAGCUUUUUCAAAUAAAUGAUAUGAUAACUUC
Messenger RNA from Eleginops maclovinus (Patagonian blennie), 4419 nucleotides. RefSeq names its product xyloside xylosyltransferase 1 (gene xxylt1). The record is from RefSeq and is a predicted model, not a curated record. Gene Ontology annotation, biological process: protein O-linked glycosylation via N-acetylgalactosamine. Gene Ontology annotation, cellular component: endoplasmic reticulum membrane. Gene Ontology annotation, molecular function: xylosyl alpha-1,3-xylosyltransferase activity. NCBI's taxonomy places the organism in Eukaryota, Metazoa, Chordata, Actinopteri, Perciformes, Eleginopidae. The transcript has 5 exons. Bases 542 to 1759 code for a protein of 405 amino acids.